This is a messenger RNA of Lytechinus variegatus (green sea urchin), 2834 nucleotides long. Its product is annotated as phospholipid transfer protein C2CD2L-like. The coding region runs from base 183 to 2822 and encodes 879 amino acids. The transcript has 20 exons. The record is from RefSeq and is a predicted model, not a curated record. NCBI's taxonomy places the organism in Eukaryota, Metazoa, Echinodermata, Echinoidea, Temnopleuroida, Toxopneustidae.
CAUUAGACGUAAAGUGGGUUUGGUAUGCGCGGAUCGCCAAGCAUCGACUCUCGCCGAUCGCUUUGGAAUGCCCUUCUCCGGCAACCCUGUCCCUUGUGAUAUAUUUAUAUUAUCAAGUUGUCACGGACAUAGUGAUUCAUCCAUUUUGAUCGCAGCUGGGUGGUAUAUAACCAAAAAAGACGAUGGGGAAAGAGGAAACAUCUUUUACCGAGUCGCUGAGCGAAGACCAGUCGACAGCGAGCGCAAGUAACAAUAUCAACGGGCGGGUCGUUGCUGCGUGCGAUAGCUUGGUGAUGGCGGUUUGGGAUUUUAGUGAGGCAUUACGUACGGGAAAAAUUGAUAUUUUGGAUGUUUUACUGAUUGCUUGGCUUGUUUUAGCCACUUGUGUGUUCCUUGGAUUUACAAUUUACGAGAAUAGCAAGAAGAAAGAGGAGAAACUUGACCAAAAGGGCAGGAAAAGACAAGGAAUAAGUAAUGGUGUCCGCGGAGAUGUCUUCAAUUCAGCGGGGAGCUCCUUGACACACAGCGGGCUACCGUCGGCAGGGCGAGAUAGCACAGAUGGUGGUGACCAGUACGAAUGGCUGAAUUCGGUGGUUGCUUGGCUUUUCACUCAACAUUCUCAGCAGUCCCCAGGCCAAAUUGCUUCUUCCUGGCUUAAAGCACUCAACGAUGAAUCUAAGAAACAUGGCAGCUCAGUACAAGUGACCUUUGACAGGAUUAAGCCAGGAAGCACGCCCCCAAAGUUCCAGAAUGUCCAAGCAGUUGCAGGUCAAAAAGAUCAUUUGAUAGUGACGUGUCAGUUAGAAUCAACUGGGUUUGGUUUCAUAGUGUUUGCAACCCAGCAAACAGCUGCCAGUGUCAAACUAUCUACCUGUGAUGUCAGUGUCAACAGACUUUCUGGAAAGCUUAAAACUAAGGUUCGUUGUCAGGUGCGUGGACUUGGUGAGGAAUGGCACCUGACAGCAAACUGGGACAGAAGACCUGAUCUUCAACUCAACAUCAAACCACAAAAGAAUUCAAACACAAGGCAAAAUGAUGGAGUUGACCUUGUCAUCGUGGAGGAGAUUCUCCGCAAUGCCAUCAUGGCCGCCACCUUUAACUUCUCGCUGCCCAUGAGGGCGCUACCUAGAGAUAUCAUAACUGCCACCAAUGCCAUCCAUACGAACACAGCCAGACCAACAUAUCCUUCCAUGAGUAACAACACAAAUCGAAUGCCUCAAGCCGUACACCACACACCCAUCGUACCCUCCAGUACCAACCACGUGUCAUCAAAACCGCCUGCCAUGGCAGAAACACGCCUCUUAGUCAAAGUAAUCAAAGCCAAUGGUUUGUUGGUUCGGAGUGGAGGUAGCAGCAGCAGCAGCGACCCAUAUUGCAUUGCCAUGCUAGAUCAACCGCCUCAGAGAUACAAGACAAAUACCAUCGUUAAUACUACCAAUCCAUUCUGGGAUGAACACUUCUUGUUUCAACUAAAUAAUAACUCAAGGGAACUACGCUUUGAAGUAUGGGACAAGGGAAGCGAAAAAGGAAGUGAUGAUUUGUUCUUUGGUGAGGCUCAGGUGCCGGUGGAUUCUCUGGAGCACAUGCGAGGUAGCAGACAUAUUUUACCAUUGAGUGGAGUAACGGGGGAUGGAGAGACCGUCAAAGGGUCUCUUACUGUAUGGUUCCUAUUCAUGGAGUCGGCAGAGCAGAACACUGAGAUCAAACCAAGACAACCCGUCUCACCCACCAAGAGAGUAGAGACGUCAAGAAGCAUUGCCCCUGACGGUACAGUUAUCACCAUGGUAACAACGACAACAGCCAAACCCAAGCCUGGGGAGAGGAGAUCUGGAUCUAACGAAGCACCAAUGAGGGUUGUCACAACGGCAGCAUCCCUUCCCACCCCCCAGAGACCGGGGGUAUAUCCGGACGGCGAGGGCGGGAUGGAUAGAUCUCAUCAUUCUACCGGAACUCAAUCUUUGGAUGUACCAAGGCAGAGAACAUCUUCAGCUACUCAGACUCCUGGUCCAAGCAUUAUAAUCAGAGAAACCAGGCAAGAAUCAAGCACGCCCCCAACGGAAAGAAGUUCACGCUCCGUAGCUGAUGCAGCGAUCAGACAUCUCUCGGAGUCGGCGGAUAACAAACAAAAAACACCAACAAAGAAAAGUACCCUCAUCAUCCAUGGUGUCUCACAGGCAAAAUCACAACCUACAUUUCUUGUUUCUAAGACUCCGAAUGUGGAUCUCUCAACUCUGAGCGAUGAACCGACAGAAAGCAAUUUCAAGAGAGAUGCAUCACCGAACCGCAGCAAGCGAGGCUUCAAGCUUUUCAGGCGGCGGAGCAAGAAGGAGAAAGCGAUGAGAAGCGUUAGCCUGGAUGAAUCUGAUCUGGACAGGGCCCGCCAGCAGGCUAUACGAAGCUCAGAGGGAACUUCCACCCUACCAUUACCUGAUCAUAGAACUAAUACAUUGGAGGUGCCUAGCCCAGAGACACAUGAACCUAUUAGUGCUGAAUCCUCACCAAGGAGAAGUAAGAGGAAACUGUUUGGUUUCUUGAAGCGUCAGAAGAGUAAAGAGAGGCAGUACAGCUCACAGGGUAGCUUACAACCUAAAGCAGCCAAGGGUAAAGCCCAACCUGUCGUCCAUAGACAGAAUCUUACAGUACCAUCGGGACAACCUAGGUCAGCUAGUACAGACUGUAUCAACGAUGGAAGAACACAUACAGGGGACAUAGGAAUCUAUGGCGAGUUUGAGCUUCGUAGGCCGUCUGUGGAUGAUACAGAGAGUAAUGUAUCGGGUACUAGCUCCAGAGCGGACAAACAACAACCCAUCUCAACGGUGUGACACGCAGACAGA